Messenger RNA from Cylicostephanus goldi, 233 nucleotides. The record is from the annotation of a GenBank genome assembly. NCBI's taxonomy places the organism in Eukaryota, Metazoa, Nematoda, Chromadorea, Rhabditida, Strongylidae.
AUGAAUCUGCGUCAGGAUAAUGUCCAAGAGCAAUCUGCUGUUCAGGAUGAAGUCAAGCGCAUGAAAGUUGAAGUCUGUGAGGAAAAUGAAGUAAGCGAAAAACCCUCGAAAAAAGAAAAGAAAAGGAAAGACAAAAUAGAGAAAGUGGAGGAAGCUGUACCAUUAGUUAGUGGAAACGAUGAAACAGGGAAGAAGAAGAAGAAAAACAAGAACAAAGAGGUCAGGCAAUAGCU